AUGCUGCGGAUGCGGGUGAUGGACAGCAAGUUCGCGGGGCAGGCCAAGAACGUCAAGCGGGCCUUCCUCUGGUGCGAGGAGAACGUCGCGCCGGUCACGCUCGUCAAGGUCGUCAAGGCGCAGGCCUUCGCCAAGCGCUUCCUCGCCCGACGACUGCGCAAGCGUUUGCAGAUUGCGAACGAGCUGUUGGUGACCGAGAAGCACUACGUCGACAUCCUCGAUCUCCUCGUCAAGGUGUUCCUCCAGCCUCUGCGCGAAGGCGACCUUCUGCCGCCGGAGAGCAUCCUCGCCAUCUUCGGCAACACCGAGACGCUUCGGGACAAGCACGUUCUCUUCCACGAGCUCUUGCACAAGCGAGUGCGCGAUUGGAUGACCUUCCAACAGUUUGGCGUGGGCGACAUCUUCUACGACCACACGGACUUCCUGCUGGGCUAUACCGAGUAUGUAAACAACUUUGACAAGGCGCUGGCGAUGCUGACGCGGUGCACCAAGAGCUCCCCCGAGUUCGCCCUCUUCGUGCGCAAUUGCGAGGCUCGGCCAGAGUGCAAUCUGCAUGACCUGCCGUCGCUUUUGAUUACGCCCGUGCAACGCAUCCCGCGCUACACUCUACUCCUACAGGAUCUCCAGCGCCACACGCCCUCCGGAUCACGCCCCGGUCUGUUGGAGAUGGCCUUGAAGAAGGUGAAGGACAUCGCCAACUACAUCAACGAACAGAAACGAGCCAACGAGAAUGAGCUGAAGAUGGCCGACCUGGACUCACGGCUGGUGUUCGACCCGAAACCCAAAAUCGGUCUGUGCGAAGUCCCCGCCCGCAAGUUCAUCAAAGAAGGCAAGGUGCUCAUUCAACUCGGGCGCAAGCACUUCAAAGAGUGCCACGUGUUCCUGUUCACGGACCUGUUGCUCAUCACCAAGAACGAGGACCUCGACGACAACGACGAAGAGGCCGCCAAGGAGAAGGAGCCCGAGCCCAAGCGCAACGACGUCGCUGAUGAGCGUCAUCCAUCGGGCAAGUUGCCCCGGUACCUGGUCAAGGCCGCCGAGCCCCUCAACGAGAACCCGAUCGAGAUCAGCCCCCUGCCGCCUUUCUUCCUCGACAAGGCCACACGCUUCCCGCUUCGCCUCUACUUUUCGUCGCAGCGGAAGGAGUAUCGAUGCGUGUUCGCAAGCCAG
Messenger RNA from Acanthamoeba castellanii str. Neff, 1170 nucleotides. RefSeq names its product RhoGEF domain containing protein. Gene Ontology annotation, biological process: intracellular signal transduction. Gene Ontology annotation, molecular function: guanyl-nucleotide exchange factor activity. Lineage: Eukaryota; Discosea; Longamoebia; Acanthamoebidae. The record is from RefSeq and is a predicted model, not a curated record. The transcript is spliced from 11 exons. The annotation marks the transcript as partial.